This is a messenger RNA of Pogonomyrmex barbatus (red harvester ant), 2642 nucleotides long. It is a transcript of the gene stl, whose product is annotated as ADAMTS metallopeptidase stall. The record is from RefSeq and is a predicted model, not a curated record. Gene Ontology annotation, biological process: proteolysis. Lineage: Eukaryota; Metazoa; Arthropoda; Insecta; Hymenoptera; Formicidae. Gene Ontology annotation, molecular function: metalloendopeptidase activity.
ACAUCAUAUGUUUUUAAAUACAGGUGCCAGCAUGCACUUUAUAUGAAUUUUCGAAACGAUAACGAAUAUAUACGGGUUUUAUAACAUUACGUGUAUAUGUGUGGUAUGUAUAUCUAAAUAUAUAAAGAGACGUUAAUUAUAUUCUUCCAAGUACUUGAACUUAAAACGCGCGGUGAAACAGUAUGACCUCUGUAUUGAGAUUAACGUUAAUAAUUUUAUUAGACCAAGUGUACGCGCGUAAUAUACAAGACACUGAAAUAAUAUUGUUGCCGGUAUGGUAUCCGAAAGGUGCACAGGAGAUUCCACUAACUUUCAAAGUCUUUGGGCAAUUGAUUCAGCUGAAUUUACGUAGAAACGAUAAUAUUGUAUCACCUCAAUUUCAAGUUUGGAAACACAACAUUAAAGGCAUAAAGGAAGAAUUGUCGCAAUUAAGCGCACCAGAUCUUUGCUAUUAUCUUCACAAGAAUCACAUCGGUUCCGCGGCUAUAAGUUUUUGUCAAGAACAUGGAUUGCACGGACUUGUCUUUUUGGAGAACAUUACAUUGGAAAUCACACCUUUGCGAAAUAGGCUCGCAUCUUCAUCCUUACUUAUCGAUCCAUACGAUCAUUAUGUUAAACGAGAAGAAGCCGAUAUUCCGUUUAGUGAAUUUCAUGUGAUUAAACGAUCACCGAGACAUGUUGAUCCAUCUCUCGAAACAAAGCGACGCCGAAUACGAUCUACGAAAGACAAAUUAACGUUAGAGCUGGCAGUUUUCUUCGAUCAAGCUGCAUAUCAUUUGUUCUCAUCUUUUCUAGACGAAGACGACGAGAAGAUUCGUGAUAUGUUAUUAGCAUACGUGAAUGGUAUUCAAGCAUUGUAUCAUCAUCCGAGUCUCGGUGUCUCAAUCGAUAUUUCGUUAAUACGUUUAGAUAUUAUUCAGAGACAACCGUUUGAUCUACCACAUUUUGGUGGCGAGAGAGGUAGUUUAUUGGAUUCGUUUUGCAAUUACGCGAAUGCUCGCAAUCCUCCGGAGGAUGAUCGUUUACAUCACUGGGACAUGGGUCUUUAUGUAACUGGAUUGGAUCUUUAUGCUCUGGAAAAUGGAAAGAAAAAUGGUGCUACUAUGGGAUUAGCUACCGUUGGCGGAUUGUGCAUCCCACGUUAUUCCUGUGUGAUAGCAGAAUUGGGUGUUACAGAUCAACUUGGGAAGCCGUAUCCGUCCGCGGGUUUUACAUCAAUUUAUAUCGCAGCUCACGAAAUUGGUCAUAACUUAGGAAUGCAUCACGAUUCGAGCAACAAUGCAUGUCCAAAAGAUGGAUACAUAAUGUCACCUAGUAGAGGCAUUCGAGGUGAGACAAUUUGGUCCGAUUGUAGCCGUGAAGUAGCCGAAAUGCUUCCGCAAACCAAACUUUGUCUCCUGGAUCAACCAAAACCACGGAACACUUCAGAUACUCUCGCGCAUAAUCAUUUGCGAUAUCGCGAUCUACCUGGAAGAGAAUGGACUGCCAAAAGGCAAUGCGAAUUACUUUUACGCGACAAAGACGCGCGCGUUGUCACAUUAUAUCAGGCUUGUCAGUCUUUGCAAUGCGAAACGCCUCACAAAAGCGGAUAUUACUUUGCAGGACCGGCACUAGACGGAACUUAUUGCGCACCCGAUAGAGAAUGUCGCAGUGGAGAAUGUGUAUCCAUUUCCGAACCAUCUGAAUUAUCUAAUAGCCAAAAGGAUAGCUGGAGCGAAUGGAAAGAAAGUUCUUGUAGUAGCGGUUGCCUGCAGAAAUCCAAAGGCGCGCAAGUUAGACGACGAUUCUGCGAAAAUCGGAAUCAUACGACAAGGGACUGCAAAGGAUUAUAUUACGAUGUGCUCUUAUGCAAAGAUGAGAAACUUUGCAAAAAGAAACGUAGGACGAUACAAGAUUUUGCUACGCUAAAAUGUCGUCUUUUUGGCGAAAGAUUACCUAAAUUGGACGGCACGGCAAGGGGACUACAGGCAACUCACGAAAUCGACAAACCAUGGAUGGCCUGUACUAUAUUUUGCCGACGAAAAGAUAUUGCCGCUUAUUACGCGCCACGCGUAGAAUUGAAUGAUCUCGGUCUCGAUCCAUAUUUUCCGGAUGGAACGUGGUGUCACGCCGAAGAGGGUCAAGAUUAUUUUUGUCGUCAACAUCAUUGUCUACCAGAAAGCUUUCGAUUCAACAAAAAAUUGUCAAGAAUUUAUCAAUACAAGGAUGAGGAUGAGAACGAAAGCGAGGAAUUGGGAUCACAUAAUCAAUUUGGAAUUGCCGAUCAAUUCAAGUAUCUGACAUCGAGUCCAGAUGGUUUACCUUUGUUAACUUCCAUGUCGCGUGAUAUCACUUCUCCAUCGGAUGAAUGGAUCGACAAGGAUUACAUUGAAUUACCCUCAUCCGUAUUCAAAUUGCAUUAUCCCAUCGGAUAUUAGAAUUAGUAACAGCGAUAAAAAAAAGAGGUAACGAGAAGGAGCACUAGUUAUAAUCGAGAUAUCUAUAAAAAAAAAAGUAUUACAUAAAGUUCCGUUACGUGUUUUUCCAAUUCGUACGAGAAGAUAUCCCCGGGAGAUAGGAUGUCGAGCAAUGACAUCAUCUACUCCUCCCCCUCCAUCUAUUUUAAGAGUAACGAUGUUAUAUUAAUAUUUCCAUAAAAACGA